AUGGAGGAAGAAAGACGCGGCGCCAGUGGCAGCGAGGUACCGGUGGUGCAGCUGGAGGAGGCGGUGGAGCUCUUGGUGGAGCACCUAGUGGUGCCGGUGCUGCCGCUCGGGCAGGUGGACCGGGAGGAGGCCCUGUCGCCGGAGACUCAGGAGGCCGUGGCGCGUCAGGUCCAUGCGACGGUUCUCCUGUACAACUACUACCACCGGAAGCAGUUCCCGCAGCUCCAGUUUGCGAGCCCCGACCGGUUCUCCAUGUCCGCUUCCCUCACCGUCAGCAACAAGAAUCUACUCAUGUACCUGAACGUAGUAGAGGCGGCGGGGCUAUCGGUUACUGACAAGGCAAUCAUCGACGCCUGCGACAUUGCUGAGGCGCUCGACCCCACCAAGGACUCCCCCGAGAUGAUCAUGUGGCCGAUCUCCAAGGUCGCUGUUCUGCUUCUCAAUCGAACAAAGAAAGCAUGCUUGCUCGAGCAUGGAUCCAAAACCAAGGGAGUCUGGUCGAUAUUUGAGAAAGAUAUCAGCAGUGACAUAUCGGUGCAGGGGUCGAGUAUUAAAUCUACGGCACUUCCUUCUGAACCAUACAUGCUUCAGCGGAUUGCAUAUUCAGAGGUGGAGCGCAAAACAGGUAUGAAGCGUACACAUUUGUGUUUUAUCGAAGAACAUCGGGUGUACUCACUGAGUAAUAAAGGGACAACUACCAUGUUGUUCCUUAUGCACUAUGAUCAGACUGUCGAUAGCAAGCUUAAAGAAAUGCCUUUAGAUGCUGUGAUCGAAAGGAUGAGUGGUCCUAUAUUUGAAAGUGGUUCAUACCCAAGAACGACAUCUGUUGUUGAUUGCUAUCAUUUACUACCAUAUAAGGAGGUCUUCUUGAACAUCCUGAACAGGGACUGGCCUUUGGAAUCUUCACUGAGCGUGCCAAAGGAACAAGAAGUUAACAGUAAUAGCAAGUCCAAAAUGAAAAAAAUAACCACUGACGUUUCAACUCCGAAGAAAAAUAAGCAGGUGUCCAAAAUGAAAAAAAUAACCACUGACGUUUCAACUCCGAAGAAAAAUAAGCAGGUGGUAAAAGCAGUUGGUGAUAGUGGCACCAACAACUGUAGCACCAGCAAAAACAGAACAGACAGCAACAGGAACUGCAAAAGAAAAUUUGAAGCCUUGACUAAAGUUGCUACCUACGCAGAGCAUGUGGAUGGUCAGAGCCCCACAAAAUACUUACAAGCCAGUGUCCAAAUGGACAAGAACAGACCAGAGAACAACUCUAAAAGUAGAAAUGUGCCCCAAGAUAUCAUUCCGACACCAGAUGUUGAUCAUGUAAUUAGCGACCAUGCCUUGAAAAGCCGAAAGGAGAAACUAACUGAAAAGUCUGGUGGCAUCACAGGUAACAUGAAUGUUCAGAGGUAUACAACACUGCAAUUACUUCAGAAGAUGCGAGAUGAUACACUCCAUGAGCAUUUUGUGCUUGGAGAUCGAAGUGCUGAGUACGAAAUGGACAUUAAAACAAUCUUGACAGAUAAAAUGGACAUUAACAGUGUGAAAUCAAAUGAUCUUGUUGCAAACAACUUGUCUUUCCAUUCUACAAUGUUACUAAACAUAGCACGAGGCCCUUGUACUCUUAGGCUUCGAUUUGUAUAUGUGAACCUUAGUCCCGAAUGA
Molecule: messenger RNA, 1653 nt
Organism: Miscanthus lutarioriparius
Lineage: Eukaryota; Viridiplantae; Streptophyta; Magnoliopsida; Poales; Poaceae
Source: the annotation of a GenBank genome assembly